UCAUUCAUGAAUUUGUUUUGCUUACAUUUUCACGGUUGAUAUUCGUUGGAGAAAGAACACGGUUUUAAAAUAAUAAACAUAAAAUAAAAAGGUCGCAAUGUCCUCAAAUGAUAUAAAAUUGGAAGUUUGUGUAGAUUCGAUCGCCUCUGCAUUAGCUGCCGCUGAGGGUGGUGCGGCUCGGAUUGAAUUGUGCUCCGCUCUGACCGAAGGUGGCCUAACACCUUCUCCAGGAACUCUCAAGACACUCAAGGAGCUAAUUAACAUACCCAUUUAUUGUAUGCUACGACCAAGGCGCGGCAAUGAUUUCGUUUAUUCAAUAGCGGAAAUGGAAUCGGUGCUUUUGGAUUUGGAAGUACUUCGCGCGCAUGGUGCUGAUGGCUUUGUCUUUGGUGCGCUCACCGAGCAACGUACCAUCGAUAUAGAAAAAUGCCAACGUGUUAUGGAACGCGCUGCGGGAAUGCCACUUACCUUUCAUCGAGCAUUCGAUCUCAGUAAUCCUCAAUUGAUGCAUGAAACUGUGACCACUAUUAAGGAAUUGGGUUUUAAGCGUUUACUCAGUAGCGGUUUUCGUGCCACUGCUAUUGAAGGCAGUGAAAAUCUGGCACAGUUAAUUGCUAAACAUCGUGACAUAGUUAUAAUGCCAGGUGCGGGUAUUAGCGUAAGCAAUUUGGAUGAAUUGCUAACGAUUACAAAGUGCAUAGAAUUUCAUGCUUCAGCGCAAGCUGCGGCAGGCGCUAUAUCAACAAAUGGCGGUUUGGCGUGUAUGGAUUGUGAUGUCACAAUGGGUAAGCAAGACGUUGAGCUAUAUACUACCACUGAUGUGAAUGUCGUCCGCAGAAUGGUAAACAUUGCUAUGGCGGCAAAAUGAAAAUGGUAUCAAAAGAAGGCAAAAGCUAAUUUCAUACAAUUUUACUAAAUGUUUAAAUUAAAAUGUAUUAUGUAUGUUAUUUAUUAUGUAAGUUAGUACAUUGCCAUUUUGCACUAGCAUAUUUCCCUCUUGAAUAGUUAAAAUAUUUGAAUAGCAUAGUUUCUUACAUUUUUAAUAAAUAAGCACUUACAUCGAAGCAAAUGUGAACACUUUUUCAUAAUAAUGAAUACAACACUUUUGGCACUGGAAACCAACUCGUAAGUUAUUUUUUUCUUUUAUCGUAGUAAAAUUUCCUCAUCUUGUCCUAAAAAAUACAGGGAAUUAUUUUCAAAAUUUAAAUUUAAAAGUCAGUCGGAGAGAAAUUGGGUAUUAAAUAUUUUAUAUACAUACAUAUGUUGCAAUAUAGUGCUUGUUAGCCAAGGAAUUUUAAUCUUAUAUUGGAUGUUUUUUUUAGAAGCUUGAGAACUUAAGUGGAUAGAGCAAAACAUAAAUAUUUUUGGAAUGAAUUUUUUUAUUAUUAUCUGGUAGAUAUUUUCAUGUGGUUACAUGAAGUUACAUAGUCCAUUCGAUCAGUCCAAUUCUUGACUACUUUUUCCAAUAUAUCUGGUCGUAUGGCUUCAGUAGUGGCUUGAAUAUUGCGCGCUGUAUGGCAAGUUGAGCUGUCUUGCUAGAACCAAAUGUCGUCGAUGUUUAGCUAAUUAAUUUUUGGAAAGAAAAAUUCGACGGCGCUCGCCAUGCAACGAAAAAAAUAAAAUCCGAUAAUGCCAUCAGCGCUCUAUGAACUUCACGAACAUAUUUCUUAAGAAGUAAAUUUCCACGAUUUGGAAGCGUUGUUCUGCCGUUAAAAGCUUAUUCAUGACUUGCUGAACAGAAGUUUGACAUUCUCAGCAGUCGAACCAUAGCUAUCGAUAUCGAUAGAUCUUAUAAAGCUAAAAACACAUCCGAUAUGAUUUAAAUUCUUUUGCGCUUUUCUUACCAUUUUUUUUUAAUCAGUAAUAAGAGUUAAUUUUCAAAUUAAAUUUUUCCAAUUAAAAAUUAAAAUAAAACUAUUUAUCUUUGCAGUUAAAAAUAAAAGCUAAAAUUUGAUUUAUAUUUUUUCGCUCAGAUAUAAAAGUUAUAAUUUAUAAUUAUUUUGGUCAAACAUAAAAUAAAAAUUUUGCUUUUAUUUUUUCGGUAGAAAAUAACAGUGUAGUGGCAAGCCAAGCAAAAGCAAAUGAGACAUUAAUGAAUGGAAUAAGACUAUUUUUUAUGUUUUUACACUCAGUCAUAUCAAAACGGCGCUUUAGUGCUACUUGAGGAGUGCCAGAGUUGUACUCCAACCAUUUGACAUUUAGUCAUAACGGUGAUGCUGAAAGAAAAAAAUACAUUCGAUAUUUUCCUUCAUAUAACAAAUGACAAAUUUUUGCUUAUAUUCUCUGCGAUUUUACACAUCGUUCUUUUAACUUUUACUUUUGACUGAAUAAUAUAAAUGAAAAUUCAACUUUUAUUUUUGAUUGAAAAAACUUGACCUAAAAAAUCACGUGAAUAUUUAAUAAUAAAUUGCACUUUUUAUAUCAAUGCAAUAGUAUUUAUUUAUAUAUGUUAUUUCGUAAAUAUUGUUUGCAAUAACUUUUUACAAAAAAUUGAACGAGACGAUAAUCACUGCAGUUGAUUUAUAUUUUUUAUAAUCUUGAUACUUAUGUAUAAACUUUUACAUCAAUAUGUACGUGUGUAUUUAAUAAAUGUAAUUUACUUGUAUAGCAAGAGUAAAUCGAUCAAGAAUAAGAAUAUUAACAUAUUUAUUUUAUUGUAUCUGGGAACAGAGCGACAGAUCUAUGUACAUAUAAUAUACAGAUAAAUUUAUGUAUUAAAAUAUGGAAA
This is a messenger RNA of Anastrepha ludens (Mexican fruit fly), 2728 nucleotides long. RefSeq names its product copper homeostasis protein cutC homolog. Lineage: Eukaryota; Metazoa; Arthropoda; Insecta; Diptera; Tephritidae. Gene Ontology annotation, molecular function: copper ion binding. The coding region runs from base 98 to 868 and encodes 256 amino acids. The record is from RefSeq and is a predicted model, not a curated record. The transcript has a single exon.